Messenger RNA from Chara braunii, 2974 nucleotides. Lineage: Eukaryota; Viridiplantae; Streptophyta; Charophyceae; Charales; Characeae. The record is from the annotation of a GenBank genome assembly.
UCCGGCCCAGCCCCCAAAAUAUGCGGAGUAGGCUACUUUCCCACUUUUCCCAACAGGGAAAAAAAACAAAGGGAGAUCACUCAGGACAGGGAAGGGGUAGUACUGCAGACAGAUGUGGCCAAACCUGCAACAACCGGACCUAACUCAGUUCGCACUCCCAUGCAUUGUUGAAAUGCAGGCCUGAGUUCAAAUCCAGAUGGAUGAAAUCAAAUGCCAAAAGACUUCCAAGUUGACAAUGUGAGCCUGCAGCAACCAUAAUGCGAAAAGAAAUUCAAUUUGGCGAGCCUGCAACGAACUUCAUGCCAAAGACAUUGUGAGCCUGCAAAACAAAAAACUGAAUGGCAAAAGUUUGUGAGCCUGCAAAAGCAGCAAAACAAACUGAAUGCCGAAAGAGUUGUGACUAUUGUGAGCUUGCACAGACUCUGAGAAGGAGAUGGAAGGCAGACACAAGAACCAGAGCGCGAUUCGUGACGUCGUCUCACCAGCAAUCAGUCCUGACUCAAGCGAUCGAAGAGGAGAUGGGGUAGCGAGGAAGCCCGUGUCGUUGGACAUUCAACGGCCCACCAUAACCCUGAAAGGGGUAAUGCUAUGUCAGCGUCCUUUCGAAUUACGAGGAGGCAGUGGUAGAUUGAAAGAGCAACCACCGCCGCCCUCUUAUCAGGUGCAGACGUUGAGAUUGUCACCACCAAGCGCGGCACUUGCUGAGUCACGCAGGCGGCCGUUCAGAAGUGCAUUCCCUCCUGAGGUUCCCCUCGGCAUCCGCCAAAAACCCACAAUUUGGAUAUACCCUCGGUCACGGCUAACGGUCGUCGGGGAGCACAAGCAGUGGCUGAGGCAAUUUUCGCAGUCAGUCGAGCAGUGCAAGGCGUCGAGAGAGGAAUCGGAAAACUCGAAGGAUGCCAAGCGGGCACGCGUACGCAAAUUUGGGUCCAAGCUCUGUCGGGCGAUCCUGAAAGGGAAGAAGCUUGCCCAUUGGCGAGCCGCACAUAGAGGUGGUGCCAUUGCUUCCGGCAACGGCGCUAAUCACUCCGAGUCUGACGGAUCAUUAUCGGGUGGUGUGAGCCGCUUCCAAGAUGGGACCACCGCAAGACAGCAAGGCGGCCAGAGCUCCAGCUGCUCCGGUGAUCUCUGCGCAAAAGACUGCAACCCCACGACUGUGCAGGUGACCUGCACUGACGAUUGUCGUCACCAGACAUCCGUUGGCCAUCAUCCUCUUCUUCGUGGCAACGUCGGUGGUAACGACGGCCACGCUCGCGCUUUUCAAUGGUGGAAGGAGGUGGGUCAUACGGCGUCUCCAGACCACCAUCAUGAUGACCAAAUUGAUGAUCACGACCAAAGGGGUCACUCUGUGUCGGCUCGGGAACUGACGCUUCCCAGCCCUCACUGGGGCCAACCCAAGGAAGGCCGGCACGUUGCAGGCUCAGAUACGUCACUAGCAACACCAGCACCACCGAAGGCAGCAAAGGAAGGCAGGGCCUCCUCAGCGCCCCUCGGCCACAAGCAACAGAAUUUGCGCGCUGGCUUUGCUGGUGACGUUGUCGAGGCAAGUGGUCGACCAGGUCCAGAAGAGGAACAAAAUGCAUUUUGUUCCUUCGGCGAGAACAACAACAGCAACGGCAACAGCAACAGCAGCUGCAACAACAGCAGCAAUAGCACCGACCAGCUGGGACGAAGAAACAGCACCGGCAACUUGAAGCCUCAAGAAUCUCAGCAAGGAGCAGCAGAAGGCCAUCUUGUAGUAGGACAUGUUUGUGAUGGUGAACUGAAAGAGCAAGGAAAGAGUGUGGAAGAUCCCUCCAGGACAGCGGUGGACUGUUGUGGAAGUUUCGGGAAAAUGCAGACGAAGAAAGCCGCGACGAAAUUGGUGGAAUCGCAGCCGCUGCUGUCGCAGGCGCAACAGAAUGCGGAAGAGAUUGUAGGAGAUCAGCAACCGCGAGGAAGACGGAAAGGGAAACAAAAGCCCAAGUGGGCAAUGACUAAAGAGGAAAUUGAGGAAGAGGAAGAUGCGGAGGUCGAAAACCUUUUGUCCUUCGUUAGGCAUUUAGAUUACGACAGGUUUCUGGAGAUGAGCGAAAUGGAACUGUACAAAUCCUUGGAGGACGCCAUAGCCAAAGAGCAAGAGCUUCGUCUUCGCGGUAUCAGUAGUAGCCAUGGCUAUGGCGAUCAGCAGCAACGGACUCACCGCCAUGCAGGCGAGGACUCGCACAACGACAUCGCGGCCGCAGCCAACUCCGACGACAAUAAUGGCGACAAGAACACGACUGCAUCCGACGACGGCAACAAAGCAGUAGCCGUAGAAGAGAUGGAAGCCCAUUCAACAUGGGCAUGGGAGUCGAGGUCGUCCACCGAAAAAGCGCUUGUCCUGAAGGACCUGCAAGAGAAAAUCGCGAAUCUCCGAAGUACAGUUGAGCUCGGCACAGAAAUGCAGCAGAAGUUGGGUCCGCUCAAUCCGUCGCGCAAUCGUCGCCUUAAUGCUCUCCGCAGCCUCUUGGCUGAAGCUCAGACCCGAACGGAAGACCAAAAUCCCAGCAACUUAGUACCUAGCUUGUGGAAAAUAGCGCAAAGCAUUCUAGCCAAGAUCCGGAGUUUUCGAGAGAUACACUCCUCGGCAAGUGUACGAUCUAUCCUCGAGAAAAAUUCCAAAGCUCCGACAACUACAGUCCAUCUCGGUUCAUCUACCAGUAGCACUGCUGCUCCUAAAGAUCAUCACCGCUGUGAUCUCAUUCCGGUUCGUUCCUGAAGAUCAUAACAACAGUUAACGCGCUAUUUUGAAUUUUCUGCAAUUACCCCAAAUGUCAAACUACAAAACUCGCAUGCCCGCAAAACAAUAGCCCACAUGAUCAAAGUUUAUCAGACGGUAGUUACGUGACGACUCAGAGUCUGGUGACAAACCGAAUCCAAAUGUGUCGAAGGACUAUUCGUUUAGUCCAUUUUCUUCAAAUUUUUGUAUUUAAAAUAAACUUGCAAUGGUCAU